Seminavis robusta is the source of this 2679-nucleotide messenger RNA. NCBI's taxonomy places the organism in Eukaryota, Bacillariophyta, Bacillariophyceae, Naviculales, Naviculaceae. The record is from the annotation of a GenBank genome assembly.
AUGGAACAAAACAAUGAAGAUCAGGCUCCCAGCAGAGCAUCGUCCCGAGCUAAUCUCCCGGAGGAGGAUGCUCAGCCAAGAGCGACCGGUAUGCCUCCGAUGCGUGCAGAAAUGGUAGCAGCGGAUGCGGCUGUGAGGCAAAAAGAAGGGGUUUUGCGGGUCUCUUCGGGCGUUCGUCCUUUGCCAGAAGAGCUCAAAGAAUUAAUGAUGCAAGCUGGCACUAUUCAUGAUACCACCAAUAUUGCAGUGGGUCAAGAAUUGACUUCGGCUCAUGAUACCAACGCUCCUCCUCAGUUGCGAGUGGUGUCUCCGGAAGCCACCACCACUGGACCAGUUACUACUACCGGUACCGGUACUACAAUAGGUACAAGUGGUGACGACAUUUCCAAGAAUUUAAAAAUUGCCGAUAAGGUUGCUGUUGGAGUGCAAAAUUUGCAACCAGCUGUCGACAUGACCACACUGUACCGAGACAAUCAGCAUCGUCGUCGACAGCAAGCUUUCCCGGGAGCCUACAAUGUUGCUGGAUUACAGCCUGGGAAUGCAAACCCCAAUCGAGAUGCAGCAGAACCAAAUGCUUCCCCAGAUUCACCCACUCAUGAUAAUAAUAAUAAUCAAGGCUUGGCGGUGGCACAACCAGUAGCAGAUGAUGACCUGGAAGAUGCCCGUCCAGUACUGCCAGAAAAUGAAGCCGCUCGACUGGCCAAACGCAAGCAGACAAACUUUAUGAUCACCAUUGGAAGUUUGUGUGCCAUUGCAGUGGUUGUCUUUUUGAUAAUCUUCUUUGUAGUGGAGGGUGAAAAGGAUAAAAGCCCAACCAUUGUUGUCCAGGCCCCAGCAGCAGAAGAAAGCAACAGCACCGCAUUUGGAAACUCGACAUUGGAAUCCAUCCAUCGCACCCCACCACAAAUCUUGAUUGAAUUAUUGCCUUCUGAGACCCUCCCUUAUCUGGACUCCAGUGGAAGUGCACAGGCAAGGGCAUUCCAAUGGGUCACAGAGGAUCCCCAAUUUGACACAUAUUCAGAGAAGCGUUUGCAGCAACGGUUUGCCUUGGCGACAUUCUUCUACAGCACUGGUGGAGAUGGAGAUGGUUGGGGCAGCAAGACAAACUGGCUCAAUGCAUCCGUACAUGAAUGUCACUGGGACUACUUCAUGCCAGACAACCGGCACUAUCAAAAUCAACCUGGAAUUCGUCACUAUGACUACCAGUACAUUGAUGGCCCUUGUGUGCCUAGCAACGAAAGCAUGGUAGCAAACAACUACAGCGUUGCUACAGAUGUGGCGUUUCAUGAUGACUACUUGUAUCUUGCCUUGGUUGGACAAGAGCUGCGUGGUGAGAUCCCGCCAGAGAUCACCAUGUUGACUUCACUUCUCAUGAUCCAGUUGCAAGACACUGCCAUGGAGGGGCAUAUUCCCACCAUUCUAACCAAUCUCACGGGACUGCGUGAGCUGCACCUUUACCGCAGUGCCUACACGGGCACUAUUCCAAGCCAGUUGGCGUUGUUGACAGAUUUGAGUUUGCUCACCAUUGGAGGGAAUGAGGGAAUUCAAGGGUCCAUGCCAAGUGAGAUUGGUUUGCUGUCAGACCUUGAAACACUCAUGAUUGUAGAAUCGAAUGUGACAGGAACGAUUCCAAUUGAAUAUACAGGCCUCCAUCCUCUCAAUUUCAUGGUCUAUCAAAAUCAACUCACAGGAACCAUACACACAGAAUUUGGGCUGUUCUCAAGAGUUGAAUGGUUCAUGAUAUCAGAGAAUCAACUUAAUUCAACAAUUCCAACUGAGCUUGGAUUGAUGGAAAAUGUGAAAACACUUUAUGCCUAUAUGCUGAACUUGAUUGGCACCAUCCCAAGUGAACUGGGCUUGUUGAAAAGCAUAAAACAGAUCUAUAUUGACAUUAAUGCAUUGACUGGAACGAUACCCACUGAACUUGGCCUCCCUAAUGAAACCUUCUGGAGGAUUGCCGUGGGAGACAAUCUUCUUACUGGCACAAUUCCUAGUGAGCUUGGACUCCUCACUGAAUGUCACAAUUUGCAAGCAGCUAGGAAUUUUCUCACUGGUGCCAUUCCCAGAGAAGUUGCUGCCAUGCCGGCUAUGGAGUACUUUUCCCUCCAGGACAACCAGUUUUCUGGAACCCUUCCCAGUGAAUUGUUUUACAAUGGUAGCAAGAUGUACCGCUUCUGGUUAGAGAACAAUGAAAUUACUGGAAGCAUCCCUGAAGAGAUUGGCUAUUGGAGUAGCCUGUGGAGAAUGCGAGUGGAUGGAAAUCGAAUGACUGGAUCACUUCCAUCUGAGAUUGGCUCCCUAGCAAAAUCGCUUGUCCGGCUCAAUGUUGGUUCGAAUCAGUUCUCUGGAAAGAUCCCAUCUGAGAUUGGGAAUCUGCUCAAGCUCAAAGAGUUCUCUGCUGGCGACAAUGGCUUGACAGGCACUCUUCCUGCUGAGCUAGCCUUAUUGGUGACAGAAGGAAAAUUGAAAGUCUUGAACUUGACCAGCAAUGAGGGUCUCUUGGGAGCCAUCCCCAAUGACUUUUGUUUGUUGAUUGCUGACCCUGCUUUGAACAAUGUUCUGGAGUUUGAUUGUGGUGCUCUUUGUGGGUGCCAUUGCUCUUGUGAUAAUGUGUCAUCGUUUGCCUUGUAUGGUGAGAAUGGAACUUUCUUGGCGGAUAUGAAGGGAGGUUGGGUCUAA